This is a messenger RNA of Trichobilharzia regenti, 2565 nucleotides long. Lineage: Eukaryota; Metazoa; Platyhelminthes; Trematoda; Strigeidida; Schistosomatidae. The record is from the annotation of a GenBank genome assembly.
GUUUUUAAUGCGUGCGCUACUUCAGGCUUCAAGUUUGUUUUGCUUAGAAAGACAUUGACUUGUCCCUCUGCACUAUGUUUUGUCUAUGACCCUCUUUAAUGCAAGAUGAAGCAUAACUCAUCAGAGCUUUCACUUUUGGAGGACAUACAAGGAUCAGAUAAGUCAGAUGCUAUCGCACCAAAGCAUAACGGUAUAAACACAAUUCCACCCGUUUAUAGAAAGUCUCCAAGAACUCCAUCUAAUACAUUAUACACGGAAGAAACUUUUGAUAACAAUUUAAUGCACGUUAAUAUGGAUCCUGCUAGAUAUCGCGGUCUUCGUGAUUUGGAUUUGGAUUCCUGGGAUGAUGAAGCAGCAGCAAAAUUACGAUUUUCACUGCGUCCUUCUGGGGAUUUACUGGAUUAUUUGUCACUAUGUAGACAUCCUUGUGGUCUUCGUGCCUUAAUCCACUCAGUAAACUCACGACCCCUUAGGCGAACAUUUGGUGUUAUUUGGUUUGUUCGGGAUCUUUGUGGAAUAAUAUGUCUUUUUGUUACGUGGAUGCUUAUCUUAUAUGCAGAGUUUGUAAUAGACUUCAUCAUACUUGGUCAUACACCAUCUCCUACCUUCUGUUGGAUAAGCGGAACAGUUUAUCAUUUCUUUGCUUUACUUGCUGUUGUUUCUCAUUUUAAAGCAUUCACCACUGAUCCAGGUAGUAUUCCUAUUGGUGCAGCAAAUCAAGCACUUGGAAAGUAUUUACUGCAGUAUUCUUCUUAUUUAUCCACUAUGCCUGUACGUUGUACAAAGUGUCUUUCAAUUAAGCCAUUACGUGCUCAUCACUGUCGUAUCUGUCAAAGAUGUAUUCGUAAAAUGGAUCAUCACUGUCCUUGGGUGAAUAACUGUGUUGGCGAAGGAAAUCAAAAGUAUUUCAUUCUUUUUGCUUUUUAUAUCUGCCUCAUGUCGUUUUCCGCCAUAGCUAUGUGUAUUUAUUUCAUUUUUCAAUGUUUGAGCUCGGAUUGGGAAGUUUGUCAACCCAGUCAAAGCUUUAGCCAACUAGGCAACUUCAGUCCAUUAGCAUGCAGUGCAUUUGCUUUAGGAUUAAUAUGCGAAUCCCUUAUGUUCGGUAUUUUCACAUUGGUUAUGUGUAUCAGUCAGUUGUGUGCUAUUUCUAAUGAUGAGACGGGUAUCGAAAACUUUAAAAAAGAACAGACAUCCUGGGAAAAACAAUCAAGUAGACAAAAUUUCAUGAAAGCAUUCGGUUCCCGGUUCUCAUGGAAAUGGUUUAGCCCCUUUUCACCACCUCCACCCCUAGCACCGGUAGUACCAGGUCUUCCAAACAAUUUCGAUUCAACAGUUAUGUUACAUUUCGCUGAGCAAAAUGCAACUCGUUCUGGUCCAACUGGAUUUCAAACAGAUCUCAAUCAGGUGCUUUAUGUUGUUUGAAACUUAACUAUUGUUUACUGUGACUACGUUAUUAAUAAAUAAAACGUAAAGAGCCAAAAGACCAAGUUAUUUUCUUCAAUUCUUGAAGCUGCAAUCUAGCGUCUUAUGAUAUGCAGGGAGAGUGUAUCAAUUGCGGAGUGUACUCUGUCGUUUACUUAAGUCGCGAAGACUCAACGAAAGUCUACUUCCCAGCUUUUCGUAUGAUGCGCACAAACACACAGUUCACUGGCCUUUAUUCAAUAAUAUCUGAAGAUCAACGUACAUACGAAAUGGCUUUUGGGGAAAAAUUACUGAAUACAACGAAAAAGAGACCAAUUAUUAGUGAAUAAAGAAUAUGCUUUUUGAUGACUUCAUCACGUUAUACACUUAUUCAUCCACAAAAAUUAAGGAAUUCCUGGUAUUAAUAAUAUCAGUGUUUUAAAUAACAUCGAGCCAAUCAAAUAAAUAGAUAACAAUGGAAAGACAUCUAAGUGACAAAAAUUAAAGGAAAUCAAUACAGAAUUUAUAAGCUCCACAGAAGGCGAACGUCGUGACCAGAUGUGUUUCUUUUGGAUGCAAAGCUCUGGUUGUUUUAGGCGAUUCACAAUGGCUCCUACUGUUGGGAAUGUUCAGUAUUUGGAGGCUUCUGGCAAUGUAUUUGGUGCCCGAUAGCUGAUAGAAAAAGAUUCUUGGUUGUUGGUUUUAUGGCCUGUUUGGACCAAGAGACCUACUAUUGAGAUGUUGGUGGUUUUCACUGCACCUUUAUAUAACCACACUAGUUUGUGUUUUGUAGUAUGAAAAACUAAGUUCCUAUUGAUCUUACUGAUUCAUUUUUAUUUAAGACAUCAAUGUUGUUAAUAGCAAUAAAUAUCUAAUUAAUAUGGACAUACAAAUGUUUCCUCAUUAAACUGUCUUUUGAUAUUUAUCUCCAUUACGUGUAGGAUUUUAUUUUGAUAAAUCACACAGUUAUACAGUAAUAUCAGUUAAUAUUACUGUACAACACUGUGUGAUUUAUCAAAUAAAAUCUAAUUCAUAAUCGAGUUAUACUCUACCACAGUGCCCAAGUUUUAUACUUAUUUUGAUAUUUAUAGUAGGCAACUUCACUCAAUUAAAAAAUAUUUUUAAACAUCAAAAAUCUUACUUCCGCUACAUGAAUCAAGGCAC